Molecule: messenger RNA, 1731 nt
Organism: Lodderomyces margitis
Lineage: Eukaryota; Fungi; Ascomycota; Pichiomycetes; Serinales; Debaryomycetaceae
Product: PUT4
Exons: 1
Coding region: 1-1731 (576 amino acids)
Biological process (GO): amino acid transmembrane transport
Cellular component (GO): membrane
Molecular function (GO): amino acid transmembrane transporter activity
Source: RefSeq, a predicted model, not a curated record
AUGAUGAAGUUAUUCAAUAAAGAAGGUAGUGAAACGGUCGAUGUCGAGAGGGUAUCGGAUCCUGAAAUUGAAAAGGUCGAAACACAACACAAAGAUUUCUACGACAAGAUUGAUGUUGAAAAGCAUGGAGAAACUCAAAGAAGGAUUACUCCGCGUCAUGUGAGUUUGAUGAUCAUUGGCCAAUCCAUCGGUAGUGGAUUAUUCCUCGGUGUGAGGUCGCCUUUGAAUAAAAGUGGAUCUUUAUCUUUCUUCUUGGCAUUUGCCAUAUGGGCGGUCUUUGUUGUUUAUCCUUUAAUGCAGGUUGUUGGUGUUAUAUGUUGUUACCUACCCCUCAAAGGUUCCUUCAUUCAUUAUAGUGCCAGGUAUGUUGACCCUGCCCUUGGAUUUGCUUCGUGUAUAAUCUACAUAUAUACGUGCAUGAUGUUUGUUUGUCUUGAAGCUACUGCUGUUGCUCAGGUUAUUAGAUUUUGGACCGAUGUUAACCCUGGUGUUUGGAUUACCAUUUGCAUAGUGAUAUAUCCCAUAAUUGGUGUUUUUGGGUCUAACAUCUACGGAGAAGUAGAGUUUUAUUCAUCUAUCUUAAAGUUGAUUAUGGUCAUGGGAUUGAUGCUCUUUUCCCUUAUAUCCAUGUGUGGUGGAAAUCCUCAAGGAAAUGCAUACGGGUUUCAGCAUUGGAAAGAAGGUGGCUUGUUCAGAGAAUACUUGGUUGAUGGAAGCACGGGGAAAUUUUUGGCAUGGUGGAGCUCAUUGUUGUGGGCAGCCUUUGCAGCUGGUGGUCCCGACGGAUUAGCCAUGCUAGCAGGUGAAAUCAAGCGUCCCAGAACAACCAUGGCCAACGCAGCAAAGAGAACCUACAUUCGUGUUUACAUCUUUUAUGUCGGGGGCAUGUUUUUCCUCUGUUGUCUUAUUUCGGCUGUUAAUCCCAAAUUAGUUGAGCAAUUGCUGGUAGGCUCUAAUUCCUCGGCUGGAUCACCAUGGGUGAUUGGCAUUGAAGAUGUUGGGGUCAAGGGUUUGGCUUCCGUUAUUAAUGCAGGGAUAAUGAUGUCGGCAUUCUCUUGUGGUAAUGCUUUUUUUUACUGCUCUGCUCGAUCAAUAUACAGUGCUGCUUUAGGAGGCUACUUGCCUCGCUUCUUAGCCAAAUGCUUGCCCAAUGGCUCACCUAUUUAUUGUGUUCUUAUCACUUUUGCUGUUUCUUUGAUCUCCUAUUUGAAUGUAAAUGAAAGUGGGGCAGUUGUAUUUAAUUGGUUUGUUAACUUAUGUGCUACUGGAUUAUUGUUGACAUACAUUUGUAUAUGGUGGUCUUACUUUCAAUUUCGUAAAGCUUGGGAAUGCCAACACCAAGCCAAAAUGAAGCAUCCAGAGUAUCCAUACUUCUUGUGUCCUAAGUGGAUGCAUCCUUUUAUUACAUAUUUGGGAUUGGCACUAACGGUUUUGGUGGUUUUCUUUAAUGGAUUUUGGAUAUUUUUCCCUGGCCAAUUUAACGUAUCCAAUUUAUUUACAAGCUACUUUGCACCGGUGUUUUUCGUUUGUUUAUUUGUCUUUUGGAAAGUCGUCAAAAGAACCCAUUUCAGAACUCCACCCACUGCUGAUAUCACUAGUGGUAAGCAAAAAAUUGAUGAUGAAGAGGAAGCUGAAGAAAAGGAAAUUUUUGAACAACAGCUAGCUUUUGAAGAAAGGGCAAAAUGGUAUCAUAAAGCAUGGCAAAAAAUUUACGCUUUCUGGUUUACAUGA